CAAACAAGAUGGUCCACAAAGUUUUGAGCUGGCUUUUGCUUCUCCUAACUUCGCUUUCCACUAUCGAUUUGGUGGCAAGCCUCACCAGGAAUAUCUACAGUCCAGAUGGAAGUCACUUGGAAUUUAGCAGGAACUUAAAAUAUCCACAUACAAAUAGUAAUAGCAGUUUUACACCUUUAAGUCGCUCUAAGCGAGUGGCCAUCUACGAUGGUCAGGGCAUUGUCAAGCUUGUCCCCAGUUUGGCUUACCCCGUAAAGCAGACCGACAAGGAGCAGUCCUUUUGGUGGUUCUUCAACUUGCAAGGUCAGUGGGUACCCACCACCGUUCCCCUCUACUGGUGGAGUUUCUGGAACACCACUGCUUUCGUGUCCACCGCCCGGGAAUGGCGCAAGGACAUGCAGUUGAAGCUGACCCACGACGAGGCCCGAACCUGGGUCUACAAUGCCAUUGAAGUGGGCAUGGAGCAGUUGGAUGGUGUAUACGGUGGAGUCUGUCUGUUGAGAAGCAUCUGUGAAAUAGCCCAGAAACCCUUCCAGAACAGCAACAUCUUCAGUGAGAUCGUAAACGCAGUGCUUGUGUAAGAACAGCUUUUAUUUGGAAUCGGAGAACACGAUUAAUUUGAAAUUAUUCUCAGACCGAGCUUGGACAAUGUGGCCGGAAAGUAUUUACACGCCCGGGAUGCCGGACGUGGAGGAGCUGACUGCGAGCGCACCUACAGUGACUGCAAUCCGCUGCUCUGGACCCUCGUCACAAACAUGGCCAAGAAUCCGUUUUGAUGCCCACAUAUCCUUCGGUAUCCUCCAGACACUCAGGGAAUAUUCGUCUCUUCCGCAUACAAAUAAAAUUUUUAAAUGCUCCAGAA
This is a messenger RNA of Drosophila rhopaloa, 862 nucleotides long. RefSeq lists its product as uncharacterized. The coding region runs from base 9 to 581 and encodes 190 amino acids. The record is from RefSeq and is a predicted model, not a curated record. Lineage: Eukaryota; Metazoa; Arthropoda; Insecta; Diptera; Drosophilidae. The transcript is spliced from 3 exons.